AUGAAGGUGGAACUCUCAAAGGUGCCAAUUCUGGGCAAGGACGUGGUGCAUGUGGGAUUCGAUAUCGCGGAUCACAUCGUUGACACCAUUUUCCAGUCGUGUCCAUCGUCGACAUAUGUGGUAAUCAAUGACACAAAUGUUGAAAAGAUACCACACUAUGUAGAUUUGUGUGGGGAGCUUCAGGCGAAGUUGAAAUCCGGCUCGAGAAUCUUGCAAUACUCUGUUAAGCCAGGUGAGGCGCACAAGACGCGUGAGCAAAAGGCAGCCAUUGAGGACUACCUGCUCAGCGAGGGCUGUACGAGAGACACGGUGAUUAUCGCCGUGGGCGGCGGUGUCAUAGGUGAUAUGAUUGGUUACGUGGCAUCUACUUUUAUGAGAGGUGUCCGCGUGGUCCAAGUGCCCACUUCCCUGCUUGCAAUGGUUGACUCCUCUAUCGGCGGUAAGACCGCUGUGGAUACCCCGCUCGGCAAGAACUUUAUUGGCGCUUUUUGGCAGCCUCAAUUCGUGUUUGUCGAUAUCAAGUGGCUCGAAACGCUCCCAAAAAGAGAGUUUAUAAAUGGCAUUGCAGAAGUAAUCAAAACGGCCUGCAUCUGGAAUGCUGAGGAGUUUGCUCGCUUGGAAGAAAACGCAGACCUGUUUUUGCAAGUCGUCAAUGGCUCAAAAACUACCCAGGUAUCUGUGCAGGGGCAGGUUCAUGAGCUCUCACUCACUAACAUUGAUGCCAUGCUGGAACAUGUUUACCGUCUUGUUCUAGAGAGCAUCAAAGUCAAGACGCAUGUGGUAUCUUCCGACGAGCGUGAAGCUGGUCUCAGAAACCUGCUAAAUUUUGGGCACACAAUUGGCCAUGCUUACGAAGCUAUUUUGACACCACAAGCCCUUCACGGCGAGUGUGUGUCGAUAGGUAUGAUCAAGGAGGCUGAACUUUCUCGGUACCUGAACAUAUUAUCCCCUACACAGGUUGCGCGUUUGACCAAAAUCUUGGCUGCCUAUGGCCUUCCCAUCUCUCCUGACCAGAAAUGGUUUAAAGACCUAACUCUCAACAAGAAAACCCCGCUAGAUGUUCUACUCAAAAAAAUGAGCAUUGACAAGAAAAAUGAUGGGUCUAAGAAGAAGGCAGUUCUUCUAGAAACUAUCGGCAAAUGCUACGGUACAUCGGCCCAUGUGGUGUCUGACGAAGAUAUCAGAUUUGUGUUGACAGACGAAACACUUGUUUACCCUUUCAAGACUCUCGAGAAUGGCCAAGAGAAGACGAUUGUUCCACCCGGCUCAAAGUCUAUAUCUAACCGUGCAUUGAUUUUAGCUGCCUUGGGUGAAGGUACUUGUAAGAUCAAAAACUUACUUCACUCCGAUGACACCAAGCACAUGCUUCAUGCUGUCCAGCAACUAAAGGGUGCGACUAUUACAUGGGAGGAUAAUGGGGAAACUGUGGUUCUUAAAGGUCAUGGCGGCAGCACUCUACAGGCCACUGCAGAACCUCUCUAUCUAGGUAAUGCUGGCACUGCCUCUAGGUUUUUGACCUCGGUCGCAGCUUUGGUAAACUCGACUUCCAGCCAGAAGAGUGUGGUUCUUACAGGUAACGCAAGGAUGCAAGAAAGGCCUAUUGGCCCACUUGUCGACUCAUUAAGAGAAAACGGCAUCAGCAUUGACUACCUAAAUAAAGAGAAAUCUUUGCCUUUGAAGAUCAAUACUGAUUCCAACUUCAAGGGUGGUAGAAUCGAGCUAGCUGCGACAGUUUCUUCCCAAUACGUGUCUUCAAUCUUGAUGUGCGCCCCCUAUGCUGAAGAACCUGUUACUCUUGCCUUGGUUGGUGGCAAACCAAUUUCUAAGCUGUACAUUGACAUGACAAUCAAAAUGAUGGAGAAAUUUGGAAUUUAUGUAAAGGCUUCCACUGAAGAGCCUAACACUUACCACAUCCCUAAAGGGCAUUAUGUCAACCCUCCAGAAUACGUUAUUGAAAGUGAUGCUUCGUCAGCAACUUACCCAUUGGCGUACGCCGCGAUGACCGGAACGACUGUAACCGUUCCAAACAUUGGCUUUGAAUCUUUGCAGGGUGAUGCAAGGUUUGCACGCGAUGUUUUGAAGCCAAUGGGUUGUUCCGUGACACAAACCGAGACCUCUACCACAGUAACUGGCCCACCUGUGGGUGGGUUGAAACCCUUGAAACACGUUGACAUGGAACCAAUGACUGAUGCGUUUUUGACUGCAUGUGUAGUUGCAGCUGUUGCUCACGACGGCAAAGAAGGAAGCCGCAAUACAACUACCAUUGAAGGUAUUGCUAACCAGCGUGUCAAGGAAUGUAAUAGAAUCCUGGCAAUGGUUGACGAACUAGCCAAGUUCGGAGUCGAGGCGAACGAAUUGCCUGAUGGUAUUCAGGUUCAUGGUCUUUCCUCGAUUGAUAAACUGAAAGUUCCAGAGGCUAUUCAUAGCUACGAUGACCACAGAGUGGCUAUGAGUUUCUCGUUGCUGGCAGGUAUGGUUGGUGCAACUAAGGACGCGCUCUCAGAACCUGUCAGAAUCUUGGAAAGAAGCUGUACAGGAAAGACUUGGCCAGGCUGGUGGGAUGUUUUGCACACUCAACUUGGCGCCAAGCUAGAUGGAUCUGAGCCUCUUCAGUCAGCCGUCAAAAAGAAUUCGAACAGUAGUAUUGUCAUCAUUGGAAUGAGAGCAGCUGGAAAGACGACAGUUAGCAGCUGGUGCGCUAAUGCUUUAGGUUUUAAGUUCUUGGACUUAGACACUGUUUUCGAAGAGCAAUACAAAAAAGGAAGCGUCAAAGAAUUCGUUGCCGAGCAUGGGUGGGAUGCAUUCCGCGCCACCGAAACCAAAAUAUUUGAGGAGUCUGUCAAGAAAUAUGGUGAAGGCUAUGUCCUCUCCACCGGCGGUGGUAUUGUUGAAGGCGCAGCUUCAAGAAAGUCUUUGAAGCAAUUUGCUAGUCAAGGUGGCAUCGUGCUGCACUUGCAUCGUGACAUCGACGAAACGAUAAAGUUUUUGAACAGCGAUCCAACUCGGCCAGCAUACAAUGAAGACAUCAGAAACGUUUGGGAGAGGAGAGAGGAAUGGUACAAAGAGUGUGCAAACUUCACUUUUUAUGCGCCACACUGUACUUCUUCUACCCAGUUUAACCAACUGAGAAAGACUUUUGAGACUUUCAUCAGAACAAUUAGUGGAAAGCGCGAGGUGAAAAUCCCGACAAACAGAUCAAGCUUUGUUUGUUUAACAUUCGACGAUUUGGCCGCGCACAAGGAAAAAAUACCUGAUAUCACUGCGGGCUGCUCGGCUGUUGAGUUGCGCGUUGAUCAACUGAAGAGUUAUGACCUAGAUUUUGUGGCGAAGCAGCUGAGCAUAUUACGUUUGGCGUCAAGUUCUUUACCUAUCAUUUUCACGAUUAGAACUAAAAGCCAGGGCGGCCAAUUUCCUGAUGAUGACAAAAGCACUCUUGGAAGUCUUCUUUCUCUUGCACUAGAGGUUGGCGUUGAAUUUGUUGACAUGGAGCUCACUCUCUCCAGCGAGCUACAAUAUUCAUUGGUCAAUAACAAGCGAAACACUAAAAUCAUAGGCUCUCACCAUGAUUUCGAUGCCAAAUUUGACUGGAACGAUUCCGAAUGGGAGAACCGCUACAACCAGGCUUUAUCACUUGACGUGGACGUUGUCAAAUUUGUUGGUACAGCAAAGGAUUUUGAGGACAAUUUGAAGCUGGAGCAGUUUAGGCUUCAGCACACUGCAAAGCCCUUGAUAGCCAUUAACAUGACUGACGUGGGCAAGAUGUCCAGGGUGCUUAACACAGUUUUAACCCCAGUAACUUCAAGCCUUCUUCCUUCAGCCUCAGCCCCAGGUCAACUCACUCUCUCUCAAAUCAAUGAAAUCUAUACCCUGCUAGGUGGCUUCUCUGCAAAAAACUUUUAUGUUGUUGGCUCACCAAUCAGUCACUCUAGAUCACCAGUUUUGCAUAACACUGGAUACAAAAUUCUAGGGCUGCCUCAUAAAUUUGAGAAGUUCGAAACCAGCUCUGCUUCUGAAGUUAAGGACAAAUUACUAUCCAAAUGCAAACUCGGAGGGCUUGCAGUCACUAUCCCUCUCAAGCUCGAUAUUAUGGAAUUCAUGGACGAGCUCAGCGAAUCUGCUAAGUUGAUUGGUGCUGUUAAUACAGUAAUCCCAUUGGGAGAUGGAAAAUUCAAAGGUGACAAUACCGACUGGCUUGGCAUUUACAAUUCUUUCCUUGCCAACGGUGUUCCUGAAAAUGUUAGAGGCAACUCUGGGUUUGUGAUCGGCGCUGGUGGUACAUCUAGAGCCGCCGUAUAUGCUCUACAUCAAUUGGGCUGCUCGGACAUCCACCUUGUGAACAGAACGGUAGAAAAACCUCACGACUUGAAAAAGAGUUUCCCAUCGGAAUACAACUUACACGUACUUGAAGACAGUCAGCAAGCUGAGGGUAUCAGCGGGAGUGUUGCACUAGCUGUCAGCUGUGUGCCAGCUGACAAACCGCUUGAUGAUAACUUGCUAGCAAGGGUCAGGGCCGUUUUGGCAAAGGCACAAGGAACAUCUUUCAAGCCAACAUUGCUGGAAGCAGCCUACAAGCCAGCUGUCACGCCAAUGAUGAAAACUGCUUCUGACGAGUUUAGCUGGCACAUCAUUCCUGGUUCUCAGAUGUUAGUUCAUCAGGGCGUUGCUCAGUUUCAGCUCUGGACGGGAUUUAGAGCACCUUUCAAUGCUAUCUACAGCGCUGUGACUGAAGAACAAGCCUGA
Molecule: messenger RNA, 4740 nt
Organism: Lachancea thermotolerans CBS 6340
Lineage: Eukaryota; Fungi; Ascomycota; Saccharomycetes; Saccharomycetales; Saccharomycetaceae
Gene: ARO1
Product: pentafunctional protein ARO1p
Exons: 1
Coding region: 1-4740 (1579 amino acids)
Biological process (GO): aromatic amino acid biosynthetic process; chorismate biosynthetic process
Cellular component (GO): cytoplasm
Molecular function (GO): 3-dehydroquinate dehydratase activity; shikimate kinase activity; 3-dehydroquinate synthase activity
Source: RefSeq, a predicted model, not a curated record